AUGUCGGGCCAGUCGAUCACCGACCGCAUCGCGGCCGCCCAGCACAGUGUCACCGGGUCAGCCAUCUCCAAAGCCGUCUGCAAGGCGACGACCCACGAAGUCAUGGGGCCGAAGAAGAAGCACCUGGACUAUCUAAUCCAGUGCACAAAUGAGAUGAAUGUGAAUAUUCCACAGCUGGCAGACACACUUUUUGAGAGGACUGUUAACAGUAGCUGGGUUGUAGUGUUCAAAGCUCUAAUUACAACACACCACCUCAUGAUGUAUGGAAAUGAGCGCUUUAUCCAGUAUCUUGCAUCCCGAAAUACAUUGUUCAAUCUAAACAACUACCUGGACAAAAGUGCCAUGCAGGGUUAUGAUAUGUCUACCUUCAUUAGGCGAUAUAGCAAAUACUUGAAUGAAAAAGCACUUUCUUACAGACUUUUAGCAGUUGACUUCACCAAAAUGAAAAGAGGGAUAGAUGGAGUGAUGAGAACUAUGAAUACUGAAAAGCUUCUGAAAACCCUUCCAAUUAUUCAGAACCAGCUUGAUGCGCUCCUUGAUUUUGAUGCAAAUCCAAAUGAAUUAACCAAUGGUGUAAUAAAUGCUGCCUUCAUGCUUCUCUUUAAAGAUUCCAUUAGGCUUUUUGCAGCCUAUAAUGAAGGGAUUAUUAACCUGUUAGAAAAGUAUUUUGAUAUGAAGAAGAACCAGUGCAAAGAAGGUUUGGAUAUUUACAAAAAGUUCCUAGCCAGAAUGACCAAAUUGUCAGAAUUCCUCAAAGUAGCAGAGCAAGUUGGAAUUGAUCAGGGUGACAUUCCAGAUCUUACUCAGGCACCCAGCAGCUUGCUUGAAGCAUUGGAACAGCAUUUGGCUUCUCUAGAGGGGAAAAAAACAAAAGAAGUCUCAGCUGCUAGCAGAGCGAGCACCCUAUCCAGUGCUGUUUCCACACUUGCCAACACAGGAAUGUCAUUUAGCAAAAUGGAUGAGAAAGAGAAACAGCAAGCUUUGGAGGAAGAACAAGCUAGACUGCAAGCACUUAAGGAGCAGCGGUUAAAAGAGAUUUCUGUGGUAUCAAAUUCCACUUCUACAUCAGCAUCUCCAAGCACCUUAUCAGGGAAAAGUGUGAAUACCACUACAGCUGUUGACCUCUUCGCAGCACCAGCACCUACAACCAGUAGCAUGCCUAACCUUUCCAGUGAUCUCUUUGAUCUUCAACCUGCAUUUGUUCCAACUGUACAGAGUACUCCAGCUAUAGCAACAUCAGCAAGCAAUGCGUGGGGGGGAGGUCCUUUCUCGUCCUCAAAUGGUUGUGUUGGUUCUCCAUCCCAUCUGGACAUCUUUGACAUGAAGCCAGUUGAAGAAGCUGUAAAAUCUACUAUCCCUUUCGUCUCUUCCACCUUUACCUCCAAACAAACAGUGGAACAGUUUAGUGGAUUUCCUCUUCAUUCAGCUCCUCAGAGCACCACCUCUUCCAUAAUUAAUGUGGAUUUUGAUGCUGUCUUUGGAGGAAAGUCAACGGCACAUGAGUACAAGACCAUAAAUGAGGAUGUAUUACAACCAACAGUACCAACACAAUGUCAGAGAACCGUUCUAAUCAAUCAGCAGAGUGGAAAAAUUUUAGCAAAUGACCUCGAUUCAUCACUUGCGAACUUAGUAGGAAAUCUUGGCUUUGGAGGAACCCCUUCCAAAAAGUCAGACAUGCAGUGGAAUCAGCCAACAGAGAAGAAACUUACUGGCGGAACAAACUGGCAGGCAAAAACAAGCACAUCAACUACAUGGAAUACUGCCCCCAUUCCUCCUGCUCCACAUAUGAAUGGAGUACAUUAUCCUGGAUAUGUACCUGCUCCAAUGACCUACCCAGUGACCACACCUCAAGUGCCUGUGUAUGGAAUGGUACCGCCUCAGAUUGGUGCUGCUCCUUUAAUGGCACCCCAGCCAAUGAUUUAUACACAGCCAGGUCUCAGGCCAACGAAUCCCUUUGCGCCAGUCCCUGGAACACAGAUACAGUUUAUGUAGAGCAGCCAAAGCAGCGAGAUACAUUGAUGACCAAAUACUGGUAAAAAGAAGAGAUUGAAAAUUCAGUGUUCUCACAGUGCAGUCUUCAGCAGGGCAUCCACUUACUACUCCCUGUGUAACAUAAAAUUACUUUGAAUUGCAAUGCUUUAGAGAUUCUUGUUUAUAACAGUCACUAUGGUAUGGAAUCAUGUUUGUUCAUUGGUUUUAGACUGUAAGACUAGCUUCAGUAGAAAACCAAAAUCUUUGAAGCUAAAGGUCAGUUUAGAAGAUGAGAAGAAUCUGACUUUUAAGGACCUGUACCUUCUGAAGAGGGGCUUAUUUACAUAAUUGCUUUGCAACUUUAUUCAUCAACAGAUGGCCUGUAGAAAGUUGACUGAGGACAUGAUAUUUCUAUUUAUUUUAUUUUCUCCCUGAACUGUGUGGCUGUUGUAAUCAAGGCACAACUCAAAUGAAGUUGAGCAAUAAAACUUUCAUAUGCUCUAAUAAAGUACUCUGAUAGAGUAAUGCUUGUAUUAUCAUAUAAAGCCAAUAUUGUGUGAAAUCAGACAGCUUUCUCAUAUUAGAAUAGCUUCUUAUAAUUCACAAAUUUUAUACUGUGAGUUUUAAAUGCUGUGAAUCAACUAACUAUAUAUAAAAACGAUUAAUGGAAAACUGGUCCAUUGGCAUUAUGGCAGUGCGUUCUAUUGCCAACUGAGAGAUUCAGGCUUGAGAUCUGUCUCCAAGCAGGAGAAGAUAGUAGUACGUUACAGAAUAGCAUGUACAGCUUCCAAACAGAUAGUGAUAGCUGCACUUCCUUACAGUAUCUUUUGUGCAGAUAGCAGCGUCGUUCUUAGCUCUAGCAGGAGUUGCCUUUAUGUCACAGUAAAACUGCAGACACAUCCAGCAGCAGCAAAUUGGAGGGAUUAGUAAAUCUUGUUGCUGGCCACUAAAGAGGAGAAAUGUCCACAUUUGAGUAGUUCGGCAGUUUAAAAAAAAAAAAAAAAUCUUUUCGGACUGGAAAUUACAUUCAUGGUAUUGUCCAGCCUUUGACUAUAGCUUUUGCCACUUGUUCAACAACAAAUCCAGUCCUUACAAAUUACAAAAAAAGUAAUUAUUUUUAAAUAUGUAAAUAUAUGUGUAAACUUUGAAGUACAUUUCUUAAUGCUGCAGUAACUUUUUUAUUUUGUUGAAUUUUCAAAAUAGAAAUACUGUAUUGCUUAAGAAAUGUAUGUACAUUUCUUUUAUAAUAAAAAUCUUGCAAUCCA
This is a messenger RNA of Emys orbicularis (European pond turtle), 3236 nucleotides long. Its product is annotated as phosphatidylinositol-binding clathrin assembly protein-like. Lineage: Eukaryota; Metazoa; Chordata; Testudines; Emydidae. The record is from RefSeq and is a predicted model, not a curated record. Gene Ontology annotation, molecular function: clathrin heavy chain binding; SNARE binding; 1-phosphatidylinositol binding. Gene Ontology annotation, biological process: synaptic vesicle budding from presynaptic endocytic zone membrane; clathrin coat assembly; clathrin-dependent endocytosis. Gene Ontology annotation, cellular component: clathrin-coated pit; synaptic vesicle; extrinsic component of presynaptic endocytic zone membrane. Bases 1 to 1992 code for a protein of 663 amino acids. The transcript is spliced from 21 exons.